AAGGAGUCCGCCUGAUGACAACCAAACAGACAUGUGGAAAAGGAACCCGGAAGCUAGGACAUAUUGUUACCAUGGAAAUGGACCCAUGUUUACCAUCCAGACCAGCAUGUACCUUUUUUAUGUUGACAUUGAGAGGCUGGCGGACUGCAGUGAGUACUUCAGGGCUCUCUACAACUCCUGCAUGAGAGAAAGUGCAGAGCAUCUAGUAGACCUGUCCCACGUGCCCUCCAUAGUGUUUCACAACCUCCUACAAUUCUGCUUCCUACAAAGAUUCUGCAUUCCCCACAAUCUUCUAGAGGAGCAUUUACGCAUCAGCACGUAUCUGUUGGUCCCUAGUUUUACUCAUCGCCUGCUGUUGUCUCUGUCCGAAAUCCUCUCUGAGCAAUCAUUUCUGGAUUACCUACAGCUGGCUGAGGAAUUGGGAAGUGUUGAGCUUCGUGAAACCGUGCUGAUGUACCUGAGCACAAACCUUUUAGAGCUUCCUCACUUGAGCAGGGACUUGGACCUCCAUCUACAGCAGGAGAUACUUCAGAUCAGGUCGAAAGGCUCACCUCAGCUGUGCUGCCUCAGGAAAGAGAAUCUGAUUUCACGAAACAAUCAGGAAACAGAGUCUGCAAGGAAGCUUUUCAGGCUGGAUGCGGAUGAGGGGAAAUGGAGUGCUGUGUCAGAUUUGCCAUUUAGUGCAGAUAAGUGGUGCUUCACCACAGCAGUACUGUUUAACUACCUCUACCUCAUUGGUGGGUUCCGGCACCACAAAAAGAGGGGAUAUGAGUUCAAGAUGGCCUCCUUCCGAUAUAAUCCUUUAACAGAUAAAUGGGUACCGACAGCCCCUUUAAUCAAGCACAGGCGCCACUUCAGUGCAGCGGUGUGUGAGGGCCAUAUCUACGCUGUAGGGGGCUGGUAUCUGGACUCCCUGGUGGCUCCUGACUCCAGCACAGGAGUGUAUACAGCAGUGGAGCGAUAUGACCCUUGGACAGAUUCAUGGGCUUUUGUCUCUUCGCUCCCUCUCUCUGACUUUCAGUUCACUCUUUCUCUCUCCCAUGAUUCCCCUCUCACCACCAGCCUAGGAACAAGCCUCUAUGUGCUGGGGAACAUCCAGAGAACUGGAGAGAAACUAAUAUUAUGUUAUGAUACAACUCAAGACUGCUGGAGUGAGUUGCUCCCUACCCUCACACGCACCGAUGCAGAUAUGCCCAUCCACUUCCUGGGAUCCACCAACAGGCUGAUUGUAAUAGGUGGAAACAAUGUUGAAACUGUGGUCACAUCAUUUUGUGUGGAGAACCGGAAAUGGGGUCUCAUCAGAAGCAUGGAGAAAACGGCUUUAAUUGGGCAGGGCACAGUGUUCAAUGAAGAUGUCUACAUGUCAGGACAUCAGGAGGACACAAUCUAUCGGCUAAACAUACACACUCUGUCCCUGUCCACCCUUCCCUCGCUUCCUGUCUGUACUUGCUAUGAGAGCUUUUUCCAUCUCUUUUUCUGAAUCAUUAAACGAGAAGCAUUCGAGUCAAACCACUUUUAAUUUUAUAGCUAUACAAAUGGAUGCUAGCGCAGUGGUACUACAUGCAGUAGUAUGUGGCUAAUGUGUCCUAUUACUGAUAGUCGGCGCACAUGUCGCGGGUAAGUCCAGAGAUGUUAAUCAAGAUUGCAGACAAGUUUGCAUGGAACAGUGUGUGGUGAUUAAGUUUAUUGAAUUAAGGCGUAAAACCCGCCGAUAGCUACAAAAGACUUCAAGCAGUGUAUGGUGAUGAGAGGCUCAGCCCCAGUAAGACAUUUGAAUGGUGCAAACGUUUCAAAGAUGGCCAUACAUCUGUCAGUGACGAUUCCGGUUGUGGUGGUUCCCUGGUACGAAGUGAAGCAGGCUAUCCUAUGAUGGUUCAGGAGGACAGCUAGGAUGGUUCAUAAAUAAAGCAGAGGAGGAUGUCAAAAAAUAGAUGCAGUUUCCUCUCCUUGAAAUUUGUUAAUUAGUUCAAAAACUCAAAUGUCCUGGUUUGGCUUGACUGCCUCUAUACCCUUCCAGUGCCUGUGUAUUUGGUACUUUGGUUAAUACACUAUUUCCAAACGUUUACAGACACCUGUUCAUACGUGUGUUAUGUACUUUUUGAGCAUCGUUUUGAGCAUCAUUUAGUCCCAAUUUGCUCUUAUAAUUCUCUCCACUCUUCUGGGAAGACAGAUUUCAGA
Molecule: messenger RNA, 2178 nt
Organism: Silurus meridionalis
Lineage: Eukaryota; Metazoa; Chordata; Actinopteri; Siluriformes; Siluridae
Product: kelch-like protein diablo
Molecular function (GO): protein binding
Source: RefSeq, a predicted model, not a curated record